This is a messenger RNA of Xiphias gladius (swordfish), 2972 nucleotides long. Its product is annotated as P2Y purinoceptor 1-like. The record is from RefSeq and is a predicted model, not a curated record. Bases 1768 to 2715 code for a protein of 315 amino acids. Gene Ontology annotation, biological process: G protein-coupled receptor signaling pathway. Lineage: Eukaryota; Metazoa; Chordata; Actinopteri; Istiophoriformes; Xiphiidae. Gene Ontology annotation, cellular component: membrane. Gene Ontology annotation, molecular function: neuropeptide receptor activity. The transcript has a single exon.
UUUGAUAGAAAUUCCACAGAGUGACUCUGACCACUGCGUUGACAGAUCUUGUUCUCUGACAUGAGCAAUGCAACUUUUAACUUGUUUAGUUUUGUUUGUGUGUUUGUAGUCGGAUAACAUUGCACUUAUUUCUUCAUUUUCCUGUUUUGCUGUAAAUAAUUCCAGACAGAUGUGUCUUAUGUAUAGUGAAAAAUGUCAAUAUUUCACACAUGUCCUGCAGCUGUACUCCCGAUGAUUUUUUGUGUUAAUGAUAUAUAUUUUUUCAUCUCCAUACAGUAUUCAUAGGUUUAUAUGGUUGUGUUUAUUUUGUACAUACUGUAGCUUUUUAUAUGCCGUUUCCCAACAUUUCACUGUACUUUCACUACUACUUCCCUUCCGACUGCUGAUAAGCUGUUUAAAAACAUGUUUGAAGCUCACAGAAAUACACCAAACCACAGAAGUCAAGUUUUUUUUUUCUUAUGAACAUGAUUUUUCUUGUUUACAUGACCACAUGACCUUGACAGACAUCCUGACAUCUACUGACAUCUGUUCUGCUGCUGAGGCGCUGCGGCAAAUACGGCUUCUAUCAAGGGUUCAGAAUUUUUGUUUUACACAUUUUGAUCAUUUUCAGGGAUGAGCUUCACAUCAGACCGUUAAAAGUGUAAGUUGUGUGCCAUUAUUUUCUUGAUUUGAGGUAUGUUCCAGACCUUGUCUUGUCCAUUUCUGCUUGUUCCUAAUCACUCAGAACUGGUUAAAAUCAUUCCAGUGCACAUUUUACAAUUAAUUUAUAAAUCCAACAUGAAAAACUUGGUGGGCGUCACCAAAGAAUUUAUUGCAAUUCACUCUUAGGGGAACAUGAUUGCCUGUAUCAAAUUUCGCUGCAAUUUAUCCCUUAGUUGGGGGGUUUUCAAACUAUCGGGCAAAAAACACCCUUGCAUCAAAAAACUGAAUUGUUCUCAGCAUAAUUUAGUCAAAUCUGCAAAACACGAACAGGGUACUACAGGUAUAUUUUUAGAAUCCAUAUACUGCCUCUUAACACCUGCCGAAGCAUUUUGAAAGCUUUACCUUCAGUAUGGGGUAGGCCACAAAAAACAGAACUGUCUUAACUCCUGUUGUUAUAUUCACUCGGUUGUCAUUUUGUUAGGUACACCUGGCUAAACGUAGUGCAGUCUAAUCCAAAAGUCUUGCAAAAAAUCCUCCCUUCAUGAAGGUUAUAAUGUUUGGUUUUUGUUCAAACUGUGUUAAAGAGGUGUCGAUUCGACUGUAUGAGUCUGCAACAUCCUUGGACCUUCUCUUGUUUCCCGUUUCCCUCAUUUGCUCCCCUGUAUUUAUAUUAGCCCUUUUUUUCUCCAGUUAGUUGCCAGAUUGUUUCACAUUUCUAAGUGUGUCUCCCUUUGUGCCGUUUAUGCUGUAGGCUCUUGUUCUAGUUACCUUUCUUGCUACCAGUAUUUUGCUACCCGCCGUCUGUUACCUGCCUGCCUGCCUGUAAGCCUGGUCUCCCUUACUUAUGCUCUUAAGUCACUUCACUGCCUUCACUAACCAGACUGCCUGUGUGUCUGUGCUUGGUUCCUCCCUGCUCGUGCUCCAGCUGUGACACCAUCUGUGACACCAGCUAACUCAUUUUGUUUCCGGGAUACUUGCAGGUUAAAAAGAUCAAAUGUAGCGUGUAGAGAGCGAGGCGUAAAACGGGAAGUCUCCUCAGAGUUACCUAUUCUGUUUCUAACUGUAGAGGAGAUCAGCACACUCACCAAGUGAAGGAAUUCUACCAACUGUUUUCCAGGGGACAGAAUGAAUAACACAUCUUGUCCUCGUGUCAGCUUUGACUUUACAGGAAGAUUCCUGCCUCCUGUUUACAUCUUAGUAUUCAUCGUUGGUCUGGUAGCUAAUGGAUGGGGGCUGAAGUCUUUGCUGCAGAACUGGAAGAAACUGGGGCUCGUCAAUGUGUUUGUUCUCAACCUGGGACUUGCAGAUAUUUUGUAUCUGACCACGCUCCCAUUUUUGAUGGUGUACUACUUCAUGAGGAGCAAGUGGAUCUUCGGAGACGCAUUCUGCAAGAUAACAAGAUUCUGCUUCAACCUGAACCUAUAUGGCAGCAUUGGAUUCCUUACUUGUAUAAGUGUGUACAGGUACCUGGCUAUUGUCCAUCCGCUGAGAGUGAUGGGAAGAAUAACUGUCACCCAUUCUGUGGCUAUCUCAGUCAUGGUUUGGCUGUUGGUGGGUGUUCAAAGUCUUCCAGACGUGUUCUACACCAAAACAUCUAGAAACAAGUCUGAGACAUGCUACGAGUCGACCAAUAAUAUGUUUGUUGAGGAUUACCUGAAAUACAGACUUUGGUGGACACUAACUGGGUUUUGUAUCCCAUUCCUCAUCACGCUGGGCUGCUACGGACAUGUGAUUGUUGUUCUCUGCUCCACAAAUAGCACUGACAAGGUACUGAAACAAAAAUGCUUGAAGUUGUUGUUCAUUUUGAUCCUUCUCUUCUCCAUUUGUUACAUCCCCUAUCAUGUAUUAAAGAACCUAAAUCUGUGGUCAAGAGUUCUGACCAAACGGAAGAUGUGCCAUGAGUGGUCUAAUGGAGUCUACAUUGCUCAUCAGAUAAGUCGUGGCCUCGUGUGUCUGAACAGCGCUCUCAACCCUCUGGUUUACCUCCAUGGAAACAAAGACACUCUAUCUCAGCUCAAACAGCUGCUCCGGCGAGCUCAUCAGAGUGUCAGGAACCUUUAUCAUCACCCCUAGUCAAGUUGUAAAUUGUCUGAUAUGUAAAUGAAAUUGAACAAUCUGUACAGCAUUGUAUCAAUCUGACACUAUGCCAUAUGUACUGGAUGGUGAUUUAAAAAAAUAAAUAAGUUAAUAUAUUGCUUUUAACAUGCUCAUAAAAUCUCAUUACAAAAAGAAAACACUCAAACAGUUCUGACCGAGUGUCUGUUUAUUCUCAGGUUUAGGUUUUAGGUUUAGGUCUUCGAGGUUUAGGACCACACCUUGUGGUUGCGGUG